GGACAUUUCACAACGAACGCUCCUCUGCCGCGUAUACGCGCGCGCUAGCCAAAUCACACGUUGCAACGCGCCGCCGCAGCCGUUUCUGCACGCGUGGCAAAAGAGCAGGGGCGCAGCGCCGUCCCGCGGCGAGAACAGGCAGCACAUCAGCAGCGCCGCCGCGCACGCCAAAAAGACCAAGCAUGGGCGUCGACGACAUCCUCGACGGCGCCCGCGCCGACCUCCAGGCGGAGGAGCGACGCUGGAACGAGCGCCUCGAGCGCGAAAAGGGCCGCAGAAAGCGAGCCGAGGCCGCCCUCGAGGAGCGGCCCACGGCGGCCGAGCUCGAGGAGGCCAAUGAACGCGCCUCGAGGCUCGAGCGCGAGGUCGCGCGGCUCCGCGGCGCGCGCGACGGGUCGCCGUCGCCCUCGGACGCGCGGCGUUUAGAAAGAGAGAACGCGGAACUGCGACGAGAGAACGACGGCCUCCGCGCGGACGUCGCGGCGCGGGACUCGGAGGUCGCGCGGCGCAAGGACCAGAAGCGCGAGCUCCAGGCCGCGUACCGCGAUAAAGUAAACGAGGCCGACGCGCUCGGAGCAGCCCUCGCAAGGGUAACGCCGGCGCUGCACGCCGCGCUGGCGAACCAGCCCGCGGCGCGCGUCGACGCGGCGCGGCUCGCGGCGGACGUCGCGGACCACCUCAACGCCGCGCGGGGCGCGAAGACGCCGCGCGGUCCCCCGCCGAAGACGCCGCGCGUCGUUUCUGCUGAUCCAGCCGCGGCGACGACCAAGAAGCGGCGCCGCGCGGACGACACGAGUUCGCGGCGGCGGCGCGACGACGACACAAGUUCGCGGCGGCGGCGCGACGAUUCGAGCCGCAGCAGGCGCCGCGACGGCGAGUCGAGCCGCUCGCGGCGGCGCCGCGACGACGGCGACCGCGAGCCGCGCGCGGCGCUCUGGCCCGAGAACGGCGCCGCGGCCGAGCGCCGGUCGCGCCGCGAGGACAAGCCGGCCUCGGCGCGCCGGCCGGAGCGGCACAGCAUCGGCGCGCCGGCCCUGGACCGCGCGGCCCUGCAGCGCGGCCGGGCGCCCGCGGCCCGCCGCUCCGACGAAGGAACGAAGCGCCGGCGCCGGGACGACGCGGCGGCCCCGGCCCCGGCGCCGGCGCCCUCCAUGUCCAUCAGCGAGUCCUGGGACCCGUCGCAGGAGGAGGAGGAGGCGCCGGCGGCGCCGCCGCCGACGCCCGCCGAGGCGCCGGCGCCGGCGCCCGCGCCGAGCAUGCGCGAGCCCGGCGGCUUCGCCUACCAGUCCGUCGUGCGCAAGAAGUGCGAGCGCGCGAAGAUGCCCGGCCACUUCUGCGACCAGUGCCAGGGCUUCAUCGACGCGACGAAGGACCAGCUCAGCGACGCGGACGUCAAGAAGCUCCAGGACGAGUGCUCGCGCCACAAGGCCUACCACCCGCCGCCCGGGACGCCCGAGGGCUUCUGGGAGCUGUCCUUCAUGGACUCGCAGGAGAAGCGGAAGCAGGACUCGCUCGACGCCUUCUAGUCUGUAAGUUGUGUACACG
This is a messenger RNA of Pelagomonas calceolata, 1545 nucleotides long. Lineage: Eukaryota; Pelagophyceae; Pelagomonadales; Pelagomonadaceae. The record is from the annotation of a GenBank genome assembly.